GAAUUACCCUGUUAGCCUCUGCGAUAUCCUAAUUUCCAAGUUGUAAGUUUCAACGGAUAAUGCACAAUCAAAUAGUGAAGGAAGUUGCAAGGUUGAGCGUUUAAUCAGAGUGUGAGUGCCCUCCCCUCAAUCUCAAAUUCUCAAUGGCCGCGCUUAGCUUUGGCAUCGCCAUGACAAGUCUGAACGCCGCUGUUGGUUGUCGUACAAGAAGCAACCGAAGCACCCGCAGCUGCAGGAGAUCCACGAUUUCGUGCGUUGGAUGGGACCCCGAAGGCGUGCUUGGCCCACCCCAAACCGGCCACCUGGCUCGGCUCGAGUUUCGAAGGCGGCUCGAGAGAGAUGCAGAGGCCCGCGAAGCCUUCGAGCGUCAAGUCCGUGAAGAGAAGGAGCGCCGUGAAGCCCUUCGACAAUCUCGUGAUGUUCCCGAUACUCCGCAAGAGCUCAUUGAAUACUUCCUUGACACUGAAGCUCAGGAUAUUGAAUUUGAGAUUGCCAGAAUGAGACCGCAAUUGAAUGAGGAAUUCUAUUCGCAUCUGAAGUUCGAGUUAGGAGAGCUUCGAUUUGCUGUUGCAAAAACACAGCACAUGGAGGACCGAUUGAUUGAGCUGGAGGCUCUAGAGAAAGCCAUACAGGAAGGAACAGAAGCCUAUGAUAAGAUGCAAGCUCAACUCAUAACAGCCAAGGCAAGCCUAAACAAAAUCUUGACAUCAAAGGACGUGAAAGCAACUUUACUAGAGAUGGUUGAACGCAAUGAAAUUAAUAGAACUUUGUUGGCCCUUCUCGACGAAAACAUAGCAAGUGCACAUAGGGGCAACCAGAAACAGGCUGCGGAAUACAUGGAGAAGCUUCGUGGGGCUGUUGUCAAGUACAUUACAGUUUAAUGCAUAUAGUACGUUUUUUCCUACUUUAUUAUUUUCAUUUUUGCGAAAUUGUGCUGUCGAUAAUAGUAACAAAUAAACUAUGUUAAAGCACUGGGAUGUUGUGGUAGCAGAUUUCUCCACUUUGAUAUAAUAACAUUUGAAUUGUAAAUUUUGAAAUAUGACUUGUGCGUCCUUAGUUGGAAAGUUCAUGAAAAUUGAUUUCAAAAUC
Gastrolobium bilobum is the source of this 1089-nucleotide messenger RNA. RefSeq lists its product as uncharacterized. The transcript is spliced from 8 exons. Lineage: Eukaryota; Viridiplantae; Streptophyta; Magnoliopsida; Fabales; Fabaceae. The coding region runs from base 144 to 881 and encodes 245 amino acids. The record is from RefSeq and is a predicted model, not a curated record. Gene Ontology annotation, cellular component: chloroplast stroma.